Molecule: messenger RNA, 3634 nt
Organism: Antechinus flavipes (yellow-footed antechinus)
Lineage: Eukaryota; Metazoa; Chordata; Mammalia; Dasyuromorphia; Dasyuridae
Product: gastrula zinc finger protein XlCGF57.1-like
Exons: 3
Coding region: 1057-2904 (615 amino acids)
Biological process (GO): regulation of transcription by RNA polymerase II
Cellular component (GO): nucleus
Molecular function (GO): RNA polymerase II cis-regulatory region sequence-specific DNA binding; DNA-binding transcription activator activity, RNA polymerase II-specific
Source: RefSeq, a predicted model, not a curated record
AGUAAUGUGGAAUGUGAUAUUUUCCAAUCUAAUCUUAAAAACAAUAAGAUAUAUUUAGCAAAAUUGCAUAGAACCCAAUUGUGCUUUUGUACAGUUAUUAGUACUUAACCUGAUUCUAAAUUAAGAGAACCAUUUGUUGGAUAUUUAACUUGAGCAGACAAUAAUAUAUGGAUGACUUUGAGUAACAGGACAAGAAUAUUGUUAAGUUAAUAUCAAAUAGAGAAUUCAGUAUCUAGCACUACUCGAAUAUUUGACUCAAAGUAUUAAGUACCCUGAACAUUUUGAAAGAUUUUUUUUUGCCUUCAACCUGCUUAUAUCCUUUUAAAAUUUUGUGAUAGUAUUUUUCCCAAAUAGUUUUCAGCAUACAUUUGGUAAAAAAACUUUGCAUUCUAAUUUUUUUCCCUUUAAAUUCGACUUCAGAUACUUAAUACUUAUUGGCUGUGUGACCUGGGCAAGUCACUUAACCCCAGUUGCCUCACCAAAAAAAAAAUGCUAUAUAUAUUUACAUUUUUUCUCCUUACCACCCCCUCCCCAAGACAGCAAGCAAUUUAAUGUAGGUUAAAUAUGUGCAAUCCUUUUAAACAUGUUUCCAUAUUUGUCAUGUUGUGCAAGAAAAAUCAGACCAAAAAGAAAGAAAAAACAAACAAAAAGCUGAAAAUACGUUGCUUCUAUCCUCAUCCAGCCUCCCUAGUUCUCUCUCUAGACAUGAUUGGCAUUUUCCAUCCCAGGUCUAUUGGAAUUGCCUUAAAUCAUUUCAUUAUUGAGAAGAGCCAAGUCCAUCACAGUUGAUCAUCUCAUAAUCUUUUUGUUACUGUGUACAGUGUUCUCUUGGUUCUGCUCACUUCAUUCAGCAUCAGCUCAUAUAAAUCUUUUGAAAGCUAUUUCUUCUACAUCUAGUUAGCUUCAGGUCCCCCUGUGAGAGAAGACCAUUGGAUGAGCAGUUGAAUAUGUUGAAUAUUUCAGGGAUCAGUGACCUUCAAGGAUGUGGCUGUGGAAUUCACCCGGGAGGAGUGGAAGCACCUGGGCCCCGCUCAGAGGAACCUGUUCAGGGAUGUGAUGCUGGAGAACUACAGGAACCUCGUCUCCCUGGGACUUUCAGUUGACAAGCCAGAUGUCAUCCUUCACUUGGAGAAAGGUGAUGCAACAUGGAUAAUAGAACAGGAAGUCCCAAGAAGCACCUGCCCAGUGUGCUUUAAGCCGGGCACUAUGUGUGAAAUAAUGGAGCCAAUUCCCAAGCAAGACAUUUCUGUUGGAAAGUUAUCCAAGGAACAACUUCACAAAGAUGGUGUCUUUAAUUCCAAAUUUGGAAAAUCUUGGGAAUGUGAUAUUAGAUUAGAGUACCAGGGGAGAAGUCAUAUAAAACAAUCCCAGCAACUUAUAAUCAACUGCAGAAAUCCUUCUACUAACUUUAAUAUCAGUAAAUAUGAUGAAUUUGGAAAAGGCUUCAAUCUGGGUCCAGCCUUGGGACAAAGUCUGCAGAAAUGUGAGAUACAUAGAAAGAACUUCAAACAAGGUUUAGAUGAAAGUAAACAUAUUGAAAACUUUUUUGAGAAGAAGCUUUGUAAGUGUAAUCAAUGUAGGGAGGCAUUUAGUUGUCGUUCAGACAUUAUUCAACAUCACAGGAAAGAUACUGAGGAAAAAUCAAAUGAAUGUUAUGAGUGUGGGAAAGUAUUCACUUGUCACUCUUGUUUUGUUCUACAUCAAGGCAUUUGGGUUGAAGAAGAACCCUUUGAAUUUGGUAGAUCCAUUAAUUGGCAUCAACGUACUACUGAACAGAAAAAAGUUCUUAUGGGAGAAAAACAUUUUAAACGUAAUGAACUUAGAAAAUUGUUUAAUUGUCCCAGAUACCUUGGUGAUCAUAAGAAAAUUCAUACUGGAGAGAAACAGUUUGAAUGUAGUGACUGUGGGAAAUGUUUUACUCAGCGUGGAAACCUUAUUAAACAUAAGCGGCUUCAUACAGGAGAGAAACCCUUUAAAUGUAAUUUAUGUGAUAAAUCAUUUAGUUUUCGUGGAUACCUUGAUAGCCAUAAGAGAUUUCACACUGGAGAGAAACCCUUUGAAUGUAACGAAUGUGGGAAAUGCUUCACUCAGAGUGGAGACCUUAUUAAACAUAAGAGAAUUCAUACUGGAGAGAAACCAUUUGAAUGUAAUGAAUGUGGGAGAUCUUUCAGCAGGAGAGAAGGACUUACUAUACAUAAGAGGAUUCACACUGGAGAGAAACCAUUUGAAUGUAAUGAAUGUGGGAGAUCUUUCAGCAGGAGAGAACGACUUACUACACAUAAGAGGAUUCAUACUGGAGAGAAACCAUUUGAAUGUCAUGAAUGUGGGAAAGCCUUUAGCAGAAGAGAACGGCUUACCACACAUACCAGGAUCCACACUGGAGAGAGACCAUUUGAAUGUAAUGAAUGUGGAAAAUCUUUUAAUCAUCGUGGCGAACUUCUAACACACAAGAGAAUUCAUACUGGAGAAAAACCAUUUGAGUGUAAUCAAUGUGGGAAAUCUUUUAAUCAUCGUGGAGAUCUUACAAAACAUAAGAGAAUUCAUACUGGUGAGAAACCUUUCAAAUGUCAAGAGUGUGGGAAAUGCUUUCAUCACCGUGGAGGUCUCACUAUGCAUCACAGAAUUCAUACUGGGGAGAAACCCUUUCAGUGUAAUGAAUGUGGGAAAUGCUUUAGUCAUCAUGGAGGUCUUACCAGGCAUAAGAGAAUUCACACUGGAGAGAAACCCUUUGAAUGUAAUCAAUGUGGAAAAUCUUUUAAUCAAUGUGGAGACCUUACUAGACAUAAGAGAAUACAUACUGGAGAAAAACCCUUUGAAUGUAUUGAAUGUGGAAAAUCCUUUAGCUGGAGUCAACAACUUGCUGCACAUAAGGGAAUUCAUAUUGGAGAGAAAUCUUUUCGAUGAAGUUGGAAAUACCCCUACCCAAACAGAGGGAAUACUGAAUUUGGAUUUAGAGAGAAAAUCAGAAUUCAAAAUCCCUGCUAUGUCACUUUUUGUGAUAUGGGGCAGAUCAUUCAGCUUCUCCGGGCAGUUCUUUAGCUAGUAGCAUCAGAACCUUAUUAAAAAAAAUUCAUACCUGAAAGAAAUACUUAAUAUAUGAAUGAUUAUGAAAAGUUCUUUAGAUAGCAUUGAUGCCUUAAUACAAUGAGUACUUACAGGUGGUACUUUGUACAGAUCAGUAGUUUUACUGACUUGCAAAUCACUUUAAAAUAACAUUUAAUAUUAAGUGUAUAGAAUUUCUCUGUGUUAAAACAUAAACUGUAUUAUUGAGUUUUUUUCUUUCAUCUUGAAACACACAGAAAGACCCAAGUUCUGAAUUAUAUGCUCAGGUACAUUCUUCCAUCCUGUGUGAUAGCCUCCUUGGAAGAACCCAUUUGUGUCCCUGAGGACAUAAAAACUUUUUUUCCUGAGGGGAUAGGGAGGCAUACAACAUGAUUUAGUGCUCCUGGUUACCACUGGUGCAUUAGUGAUUUUAUCAACAUGGCCCAUUGUACCUCUGGUAAUCAGAUUCUUAGGGAUAGUUAUUCAGGCUAAAUAGAUCCAGGGCUUCUAGUAAAUUGCACUUCUUGUACACUGGUUAAUGAGCGUUUUGAUAAAUGCCAAAGGUAAAUCCUAAUAAAUUCUCUAACUGCUU